Molecule: messenger RNA, 1250 nt
Organism: Coprinopsis cinerea okayama7#130
Lineage: Eukaryota; Fungi; Basidiomycota; Agaricomycetes; Agaricales; Psathyrellaceae
Exons: 5
Coding region: 15-1250 (411 amino acids)
Source: RefSeq, a predicted model, not a curated record
GCUUUGAGCACAGGAUGGUCCGUUAUCCUGAGGAAAGUUAUAACUUGCUGAGCACGAACGAGGACGACGAGGGCCUCAUCGAUAGCAAACGCGCUGCACCGCCUCCCACACCACCACCAGCCGUCUCCCGGGGCGUGGUCAUAGCCCUCGUCGCCUUCGUCCUAAUCGACGUCCUCGCCUACCUCUACAUCGCCAAAGCCCUCCUGCUCCUCCCCCUCCCCGGCCUCUCAACAACAACCGAAAUGGAGUUUAGGGAUCCCUACUUUGGGCUGGACGACCUCUACCGCACGGGUACCGUCAAGAGCUCGCAGUAUCCUAAACUCUUGAAUAUACCGAGGGUGGCGGCGCAGGUGAGUAGGGUGGAGAAGGACAAGGUGGCGCAGAUCGAUGCGCAUAGGUGGUUGAGUGAUUUUGGGCUGUUGUCGCCGCCUGAUCGGAGGCUUCAGGUUUCGAGUACGGUCCGCACGAUCGUACAAUUCAACGUCAUGGAUUACGGCAUGGAGAAGUGCUCUAUGGUCGUCCGUCUUCCUUCGCGGGACGAGCAACUGCCCCACCCGUUCUCUUACCAGUCCAACGACCCCUCCGACAGAGAUUCCAUCCAUCUGGAUAUAUGCCAACUUGAUCAGAAACGACCGCUGGACGAGCAUAGGCUCUCGUGGUCGACGAAACCGAGGUGUAUGCAUCAUGUUGGGACGCUCAAAGCGCGUGUGGGCGAGCAGGUGGAGUUGCCACCGUUUGAGUGUAGGAGGGGGCAGUUUUUGGCGUAUGAAGUCUCGUGCGCUCAGGGUAGUAUUAUGGGGGAGUGCGGUGUGGAUGUGUGGUCAAAUCAGAAUCAGACGUGGGGUGGAUUGAGGCUAAUGAGAGACAUUGAUAGGAUUGUUCAUGUAUCAACAUCAGACUGUGUUCUAAUUCGAUUCUCCCUUCUGGUAAUCCCGAAUGAAAAUGUACUAUCCAUCGUCGUAUCUGGAAUCUGGAUCAGCUUCUUCGUCUUGAAGGACUCUUCCUUGAUAAUUUAUAAACCAACCUUCGUACCUGGUACGCAUUUCUGUGACGUUCAAUCGUCAUCAGGCAGCGCAACGCGGAGCCACGGCAACCGUUACGUCCGUCUCAACCGGGGGUGUUGGUCUCCACCCGAGCACGAAUGGGAGACAGUUCAAGAGGACGAGGAGGAAGAGUUUAUUCGCGAGCAUCGAUUCGGAUUCUUGGUUUUGGUUUUGGAUUUUAGGCCUGGGGGUUGGAGGGGUGUCUGA